CUACAACCUAGUUCAGCCUGGCACAGUAUAUGACGGUGGUCACUGGCUUUCUAUCUGGGCAGGAUAGCACCUGCACAUCAGGGAAAACAGACCAAGCUCUCACAAGGGCAAUAUCAUCCUUUGGAACUUGUUCACUUUUAAUUACAGGAGCUUUUAAGUGAAUAAGACCAUUUGCCCAAUGAGCAGUGUCAUAAACAUUGAGGACUCUCUUAAAUCAGAAGAUGAAUGAAUGGAUGGAAUCUUUGCUGGGAUAAUAUGCAAACAAGCUAAUAUGUGCCUUACCUGGACCUCCCAACAGCUAUUUAGUGAAAAAAUAAGUGGUGCUGAAGGAACUAAACUAGACGAUGAAUUUCUUGACAUGGCAAGGAAAAUAGAUGUUACCAAUAAAGUUGUUGCAGAAAUUCUUUCAAAAACCACUGAAUAUCUUCAGCCAAAUCCAGCAUACAGAGCUAAGCUAGGAAUGCUGAACACUGUGUCGAAGAUCCGAGGGCAGGUGAAGACCACAGGAUACCCGCAGACGGAAGGCUUGCUGGGGGACUGUAUGCUGAAAUACGGGAAGGAGCUCGGGGAAGACUCCACCUUUGGCAAUGCAUUGAUAGAAGUUGGUGAAUCCAUGAAGCUAAUGGCUGAGGUGAAAGACUCUCUUGAUAUUAAUGUAAAGCAAACUUUUAUUGAUCCACUUCAGUUACUACAAGAUAAAGAUUUAAAAGAGAUUGGGCAUCACCUGAAAAAGCUGGAAGGCCGCCGCCUGGAUUAUGAUUAUAAAAAGAAACGAGUAGGUAAGAUACCAGAUGAAGAAGUCAGACAAGCGGUAGAAAAAUUUGAAGAGUCAAAGGAGUUGGCUGAAAGAAGCAUGUUUAACUUUUUAGAAAAUGAUGUAGAACAAGUCAGCCAGUUGGCUGUGUUCAUAGAGGCAGCAUUAGACUAUCACAAACAGUCCACAGAGAUUCUGCAGGAGCUGCAGAGCAAGCUACAGAUGCGAAUAUCAGCUGCAUCCAGUGUCCCCAGACGAGAAUACAAGCCAAGGCCUGUGAAAAGGAGUUCUAGUGAGCUCAAUGGAGUUUCCACCACCUCUGUAGCGAAGACGACAGGUUCUAACAUUCCCGUGGACCAGCCCUGCUGUCGUGGUCUCUAUGACUUUGAGCCAGAAAACCAAGGAGAAUUAGGAUUUAAAGAAGGGGACAUCAUUACAUUAACCAAUCAAAUAGAUGAAAACUGGUAUGAAGGAAUGAUACACGGGGAAUCCGGAUUCUUCCCCAUUAAUUAUGUUGAAGUGAUCGUGCCUUUACCUCAGUAAAUGUGUAACACAAACUCUGGACAUACUUUCAUAACUGAAAUGAAUUCACACCAGUGUGCUCUCAGUGUGGUGUUCUGUGACAUCCUUUGCUCUCUGACCAACUUAAUGACUUUUUUAUGUGUGUUCUCUUUAUAAUGUAUUUUAUAUCACUUUAAUUUGUAUAAAUGAUUUUCUUGUCCUUGCUACAUGAAAAUAUUGUUUUCUUUUUUGCUUCUUGUCCUAAAAGUCAUUGGUUAAAUGUAUUUGCUUCCUGUUGCUAAAAAUAAGUCUCACCCAUUGCAGUUAUAUCAACGAAUGGCCUAUAUUCCUCAGCUGCAACGAAAUGGUAACGUUUGAAACUAAGAAAUGUUAAAUAUUUUGUUUCUCGACAUUUGUGAUGAUGUCUGGUCUUUUCUCUUCAUUGUAUUUUAAGCUUACCUGUGAAUAGCCCAAUAAACAUGACAUACUGUGUUGGCAAAA
Molecule: messenger RNA, 1756 nt
Organism: Pongo pygmaeus (Bornean orangutan)
Lineage: Eukaryota; Metazoa; Chordata; Mammalia; Primates; Hominidae
Gene: SH3GL3
Product: SH3 domain containing GRB2 like 3, endophilin A3
Exons: 9
Coding region: 230-1297 (355 amino acids)
Biological process (GO): endocytosis; synaptic vesicle uncoating
Cellular component (GO): presynapse; cytoplasm; glutamatergic synapse
Molecular function (GO): protein binding
Source: RefSeq, a predicted model, not a curated record